AUGGCACAUCAAGCAGCUACGGGGAAACCCGCUCGCUUGGCUACGUCAUGUACUGAAUGUCAGCGUCGAAAGCAGAAGUGUAGUCGUGAUUGGCCAUGCAACCAUUGUCAAGCAAGAAGAGUGGCUCAUCUAUGCAAAUUCCCCCCCAAGAAGACGCUCAAAGUGACCAGAUCCAUGACUAACAAUGCAAGUAUAGACACACCACAGACAACUUCCGUAGAGUCGAAUCCCGAAGUAUCAAGUUCUAGUACGAUCACGGCAAUUACCAACGACAAUGCUUUUCCAAUUUCUCCGGGUCCCUGUAGCACUAUUCAGCCGGAGAUGGGGAAAGCUAUCCGUUUAGUCCCUCCAAAACCAUACACAGACAUCCUGGUACAGCACUUUCUCAGUGAGAUCAAUCCGCAUUACUAUUGUCUCUACCCGCCUACAUUCUCGCACGACUAUGCUACAUGGUGGUCUGGCAAGGCGGCGGGUCAAGCGUUGACUCCUGAGUUUACUUGUCUGCUCUUACGCAUAUGCGCCUGCGCAACCUUAUGUCUGGACUUUGAUGCUCGACAGAAGCUGGAGACGGAGCUCGGGGAGAACGCCCAGAAUAUGGCUGAACAGUAUCAUCAUACUGCCAAACAGCUUAGCAGCACCAUUGCACCCGGUAAAGGCGGGCUGACUCAAGUGCAACAACUGUUCCUCAAUGCAGUUUACUACAAAAGUGAAGCACAAUUUGUUGAGGCAUGGCAUGCCCUGGGCGCUGCGAUCCACCAAGCACAGGAAUUAGGCAUGCACAAGAGUUCAGCCAAGGCGAUCGUCUCAGAGUUCGAACGCGAAAUGAGAAGGCGAAUUUGGUGCAUAUCGUAUACUUGGGAUUGGCAAAUGUCUCUAUUAUUAUCGCGACCAUUCAUCAUCAACAGCAACUACUGCUCUUUUGAAGUGCCCAACCUACGCCUCGAGAGCCCUGAUCCCGAGGAGUUCGGGCUUUCGCCAGUCGCUCACAUGACCUUCCAAUGUCAACCCGGACAGACUAUCUCCAAGAUACCCGGUGUGAUGGGUGGCAUAUUGUCCCCCGCACAGGCCAUUACCAUCCAACGAGAGACUGAGAAACCAAAAAACCCCGACACUUGCUGGGAUCAGUCUCACAAACACGUGGCGGUGCAUCGGCAUCAGCUACAUGCAAUCGGGUAUAUGGUAAUGCUUCUGCCUUUGAAGCCAUGCCUUACAACGGCUGUCGAUCAAGACCAACCCAGCAUUGAGAGGAGUCCUCGACCGACUGCUGUCGACUGCGCACUGAAGCUUUUGGAAUCAUCGCAGCAGAUGCUAGCCUUUAUGCUACCUGCAAACGCCAAGUUCCACUACGCCCCCUUCUUUAUCUUUGACACAGCAGCGUUCCUAUGCUCUGCAAUUAUCCAUGAUCACAACAGCACUCUCCCCGGCCGAGACAAGAUGAUCGAAGCGAUUUCGACAGCUCUCGAAGCGCUGGAACAGAUAUCCGAGAACACAAAGACCGGUGCCAUCUGCUAUGCAGUACUUAACAGGCUUGCGAGUAGUAUGAAUCUCACUGAAGAGGAGAAGGCGGCCAUAUUCUCCAGAUCGUCGGACGGAUCCCUCGAAGGACCCAGUACACCUCCUUCGGCAUCUCUAGGAUCUACUGCAUAUCUUGAUGCCACCUCUGCUUCCACGGAUCUGGAUUUGCCGUGGAGCUCUAUAGAAGCUGGCAUCAACUAUUCGUUACCUUUGGGAUUGAGUCCCUCGGCAGCAGGGACCGGCGAUUUUGCCGAGAGGGACGGUCUUUCCAGCAUCGAUAUGUGCGAAUUGGGCCAAAUACGGGACUGGGGUAAUCUUGACCUGAACCUGCAAUGGCCCCCUGCUACCUAG
Aspergillus uvarum CBS 121591 is the source of this 1866-nucleotide messenger RNA. RefSeq lists its product as uncharacterized. Gene Ontology annotation, molecular function: DNA binding; DNA-binding transcription factor activity, RNA polymerase II-specific; zinc ion binding. The coding region runs from base 1 to 1866 and encodes 621 amino acids. NCBI's taxonomy places the organism in Eukaryota, Fungi, Ascomycota, Eurotiomycetes, Eurotiales, Aspergillaceae. Gene Ontology annotation, biological process: DNA-templated transcription; regulation of DNA-templated transcription. The record is from RefSeq and is a predicted model, not a curated record. The transcript has 8 exons. Gene Ontology annotation, cellular component: nucleus.